This is a messenger RNA of Exserohilum turcica Et28A, 1112 nucleotides long. RefSeq lists its product as uncharacterized. The transcript has 3 exons. Bases 64 to 1008 code for a protein of 314 amino acids. Gene Ontology annotation, molecular function: oxidoreductase activity, acting on the CH-OH group of donors, NAD or NADP as acceptor. Lineage: Eukaryota; Fungi; Ascomycota; Dothideomycetes; Pleosporales; Pleosporaceae. The record is from RefSeq and is a predicted model, not a curated record.
CCUGGCUGUUUGCGAGCUGUGCUGUUUCUGCAGCCCCCUGGAUCUAUCGACACUACAGCCAUAAUGCCUACUUCACAGCCCAAGGUCAAGCAGCAAGCCGUAAGCAGGGAGCUUUCCGAGCCUCUGCCAACGGCCGAGACAUUCGAGGGUAUGCGUGGAAUUACGAGUAUAGCUGGGGACCUAGGAAACCAACGCGUCAAGGGCAAAGUCAUUAUCGUGACGGGGGCAAACUCUGAAAUCGGCAUUGGACGCGCCAGCGCGCAUCAGUUCGCACGUCACGGCGCUCGUGCAGUCUACAUUUGCGACUUCUCCGACUCCCAUCUUGACAAGCACAAGCGCGAGCUCAACACUCUUUACCCCUCGACAGAUAUACAUACGCGCCAAUUCGACGCUGCAGAUGAGGCCUCUGUUCAAAAAGUGUGCCAAGACGCACUGGAUACCUACGGCCGCCUCGAUGUCUUUUUCGCCAAUGCAGGAAUCGCCUCUGGUAGGGUGUUUUGGGAAGAAACCACCGAAGGCUUCAUGAAGAUGAUGCGCACAAAUGCGCUUUCGGUAUUCUUGGCAGCCAAAUACGCUUCUCGCGCUAUGCUCAAGACGUCCGAGGAAAAGCCGUAUCCCAGUGGUAGCAUCAUCGCCACUGCGAGCGUAGCGGGUUUGCGCUCGAAUGCCGGGCCCACGGACUAUGCCGCGUCCAAGGCUGCAGUCAUCAGCCUGAUGCAGACCUGUGCAUAUCAACUUACCGGCUCGGGCAUCCGAUGUAACGCCAUCUGCCCCGGACUGAUUGAAACGGGUAUGACAAAAGUAACCUAUGAUGCAGCGAGGAAGAGGGGAAACGAGAAGAAGAUUGGCCAGCUGAACCCGCUGCAGAGGGGAGGUCAGCCGGACGAGAUUGCCCGGGCUGUCUUGUUCCUAGCAAGCGAUGAAAGCAGCUAUGUCAAUGCACAGGCAUGGGCUGUGGAUGGUGGAUUGAGCGGAGGGUUGCCUUUUGUCCCAGGAAAGCUGGCAUAACCUAGGCGGUGGCUUUACCAUGUGAUACUAGGAGCGUUUCAAGAGGAUGCUUUGCAGACAAUGCUCGAAAACCGUUGGUUCUACAGCGCAGAGCCCACUAUUCC